Molecule: messenger RNA, 1434 nt
Organism: Epinephelus moara (kelp grouper)
Lineage: Eukaryota; Metazoa; Chordata; Actinopteri; Perciformes; Serranidae
Exons: 2
Coding region: 95-556 (153 amino acids)
Source: RefSeq, a predicted model, not a curated record
GAACAUGACUUUUUGAUAUUGUCAAUUAAUGAACACUGUGCAUUGCUUGUGAUGUGCAUUGAUUGGUUUAAUAGUCUUCAUCUUACAAUUUCAGAUGGUCUGCAAUGCUGACUAUCUGAUCAGCAAUGUUGUGGCAAAGUGGCCCGGCUCGGUCCAUGACUCCCAAGUCUUUUGGACCUCUGGAAUCUAUCAGCGCCUAUCACAAGGUGAAUUCUCUGGUGUGUUGCUGGGGGACAGGGGGUAUGCCUGCCAGCCUUUUCUCCUCACACCAUACACAGACCCUCAGGAAGCACAGCAGGCCUAUAAUCAUGCCCAUGCCAGGACAAGGGCCAGGAUCGAAAUGACCUUCCUGAAGGCACGCUUUCACUGUCUUAACCACUUAAGGGUCAGCCCUUUGAGGGCAUGUGACAUCACUGUGGCCUGUGCUGUCCUCCACAGUGUGGCCUGCCUGAGGAAGGAGAGGGGCCCCAGAGUGCCAUCAUACAUGGACUGGGACAAUCCUGCCAUCUUCCUGAUGACGACAGUGGUCGGCUGGUCAGGGACCAAUAUGUGUUAAAUUAUUUUAGUUAACAUGCAUGCUUUAAAUUUCAGUUAAAUAUGUCCUGCAGUGGCAGAGAUGCAUGCUGUGAAUUUCAGUUAAAUAUGGCUUACAUUGGCAGAGGAAUUUGUGUUUUCUUUUUUAAUUCAAUUUAAAUUGAUUUGGCCUCUUAUGUUGUUUGUGCUGUAUACUGUGUGUAUACAAGCUUGCAGGGAGGCUACUGCAUCCAUUCAUUUUUCUGUUCAUUUGUUGUGUAUGGAUUUGUCCUGCAUUUAUUUUAGUGUGCAGACAUGCGGGGUGUAUCAUAUACAGACCUUUGAUUUAUUCUUGUGUUGUAUAAUAUGCUUUGAUUCCGUGCUUUCUAUCUUGUAGAGUCACUGUGUGACUUCAGUUUUGAAAGGAGCUCAUGGUUUACUUGCUUUGAUUUAUCCUUAUUCAAUAAAGGAACAUCAUGUUACUCUUUCAUGUGUAUUUAUAUUUAUAUGGGAUGUGUAUUUUAUAUAUAGUCUAUGGAAAACUGUAAAUUAUCUAAUGAUUGCAAAAUCAUCUAAAAUCAUCAUUUAUCUAAAAUGAUUGCAAUUAAUGAUCACAAAUGUUUAAAUAAUGACAGUGGGUCUGGUUGAAUGUGAUAACAAUGUGCAGUGGGCAGUGGAAUAACUAUUGGUUUCCGUUUGUGGUGACUGCUGACUGAGAUAAGGGAUGAGAUUGAAUAGAUCCUGGAACUUAGCCUGGUCUGGAGCAGGCUAGUUCCACAGAAUAAAUCUCCAUGGUAACUUAUGUCAUAACAUAUCCCGCUUUCCAAUAUCCCGCUUUUGUGCAACCAGAUCACGGAUAAAUUGAGCCAGGAUAACCAAGAUAUCCCGGCUUAAUCCCUUAUCCUAGUUUUGUGCAAUAGG